This is a messenger RNA of Leishmania major strain Friedlin, 1899 nucleotides long. RefSeq lists its product as hypothetical. The transcript has a single exon. The record is from RefSeq and is a predicted model, not a curated record. The coding region runs from base 1 to 1899 and encodes 632 amino acids. NCBI's taxonomy places the organism in Eukaryota, Euglenozoa, Kinetoplastea, Trypanosomatida, Trypanosomatidae.
AUGUCGUACCUUCUGCACUCGUCGUCGUACGCAGCCGCCACGGCGGCUGCCGAGCGCGACGGCCCCGCCAGAGGCGCUGGGGGUGGUCCCCUCAACGUUGUCCUGAGCAGAGUUCGCUCUCUUCUCCACGGAGAGCCGUCUCGGGUGGCGCGUGCAACUAGCAUCAUUGACGACGGCAGCAGUGGUAGUCUCAAGCGCGCCGAGAGACACAGCGGUGCCUCUUCUGCGAGCCGCCGCGAGGUGCUGCUGCCCUUAACGCAUGACAGCGCACGAGUGGCGCGUGUUCCCGAGGUGUCAGGCUUCAUCGAGCAUGGUGGCGGUUUUGCCAUCCCUGCAGCGAAGGCAUCUCCCCGGACCGCCCCUACACCAGUCGCACCGCCCACAACCAACGAAUCUCCUGUCCACCGCCCCCCAAGCGCUCGGCCCGUUGAUGCUGCAAGAGAUGCCAGCCUCUACGAGCGCGCUGUGGAUUACACUGACCUGGAGGAGAUACUGCGGUGCCCUCUGCCGCCGGUGCCGGGCUGUCCGACACCGUGUGCCUUCGGCAGACACUCGGCCGGCUUGAGCAGCGAUGGCAGCGUCACCGCGGCUGCGACUCUCUCACCGCCACCUGCGCCCUCUUCUGCACGUCAGCCACCGCUGGUGUUCCGCUGCAUCGCUGCCGACUCCGACACUGGCAUUUCUGUGUACAGCACCCCAGCUGAGGAUUGCCCGAUGCACCUCAUGCGCGCCUACGCGGUGCUGCCGUGCUCUCCCGGGGAUGUGCUCCAAUACAUGGACAACGACAUUCGCCCUAGGUGGGACUCGCACUUACGUCGUAGCGCGCUGCUGCGAGAGCUGACACCACCUGAGCAGACCAAGGCGGUGGAGCGUCAGUAUCGUCUCUCGACCUCCAUCGGCACUGCAGGAGCGGCUGUGAGUCAGCGCAGCCCAACCAGCCUGUCAGCGCAGAGCCAAGGAGCGCUCCGCCAACGGGCAUCAUCCUCUCCGCGUACGACGGGCGCUAUCCACGGUGGCUGUGGCAGCGCGGUGGUGUCUGGCCCCGCCACUGCCGCCGCCUCCUCGCCGACUGCUUUUCAGUACCUUCCUGGUCAGCGCCGCGUUGCGAUUCACUACCUUGAGACACGAAGCCCCGUCCCGUUCGUGCAAGACCGUGAUUUCGAAAUUGUUGUCGCGGAGGAGGUGCGACCUGACGACACAGCGUACGUGAAAGCCUUCUCUACCCCGCUGGGCUACCACAUGCCCCUCGGCCCGCAUCAGUCGCGCUACGUGCGGGCAGUGGUGGUGCUCUCCGGCAUGGUGGCCCGCCCCCUCGACGCUGCCCGCGUAGAGGAGGUGUUGCCGCCAGUGCUACUGCGACACCAUCGAGCUGCGGCUCAGCACGGCAACAUCCAGGUAGCGGGUAUAGCGACAAAGAAGCCCAGCGCUUCCGCCACCGUGUGUGGCGAUGCGGCAGCUCGCGCGGCAUGUGUGGCGGCGCCGCACCGGUACUGUGUCGUGGAGUACGUUGGCCUUGUGCACCCCAUGGGGUUGCUACCUGCAGUUCUGGUCAACAUGAUCAUCUCAGCACAGCUGAACGCGAUGCGCAAGAUGCAGGCCUUCAUCAUGCAACACCCCAUGUCCACCCUCCGACCGAGGAGUGCCACGCACGCGGCAACGGGCGAGGCGACUGGCCAGCCGCUGCAGGAGCUGUUGGUGUCGCUGCAAUCGCUGUCGCCCUCACCGCGAAAAAGCAGUCGCAUGGGGAAGUCUCAAGAAAGCGACGCCGCGGGGAGAACACGCGAAGUCAAGCCGGAGGCGACCGGUGCAUCUGCCGCCUCCGUGUCGGCGCCGCUCGCUGCCUCUCCUGCCCCCGUGUGGUGGCGCCGGCAGAUGCACCGCUUUGCAUCAAAUUUGUAA